Molecule: messenger RNA, 1659 nt
Organism: Seriola dumerili (greater amberjack)
Lineage: Eukaryota; Metazoa; Chordata; Actinopteri; Carangiformes; Carangidae
Gene: dhrs3b
Product: dehydrogenase/reductase 3
Exons: 6
Coding region: 409-1317 (302 amino acids)
Cellular component (GO): lipid droplet
Molecular function (GO): oxidoreductase activity, acting on the CH-OH group of donors, NAD or NADP as acceptor
Source: RefSeq, a predicted model, not a curated record
GGACAGGACAGUGCAGGAACACAACACCAAAGCCCUGCGCUUUUAGUAGCGCACACCGCGGAGCGUCGCCUGGACUUGUGUUUCACGUUUCUGCGUCUCUACCAGUGGUUGACAGACGUAAUGACUGAUCACUCACACACUUCGAGAUCCUGAUGCAUGUCGACUUAACAUGUCAGAGCUCCUUGAGGUCACACACUUCAGCUUUUUCUCAUAUUUUUGCGGCUGUGGAUUACUCAUACAACACUUUGUGAGGCUGCAGAUGAUAUUGUUUGCACGCGGAUAAACUUGCAGGAGCUCACAAGUCCCGUGUUUGUGAACCGCUUUCACUGUGGGAGGAUAAAUCUGCAGUGCACGUAAACUUGCAGCGUAAACAUUGUACUUGUCGGCAGCCUGUGAGCACUUUCCGAGAUGGAGCUGAAGAGCGCGUGUCGUAUGUUUCUUUUCCCGGUCCAAAUGUUCUAUUAUAUAGUCAGAGCAAGUUUGUUUUCGCUGUUGCCGAGCAGAAGGAAGGACCUGACCAAGGAGGUGGUAUUGAUCACCGGUGGGGGACGCGGCAUCGGACGUCAUCUAGCCAAAGAAUUUGCCAAGCAGGGAGCCAGAAAGGUGAUCUUGUGGGGCCGGACCGAAAAGUGCCUCAAAGAAACAGCUGAAGAGAUCUCUCUCUCAGGAACAGAGUGCCAUUACUUCCUGUGCGAUGUGGCCAAUCGGGAGGAAGUUUACAAGCAAGCCAAGGUGGUUAGAGAAAAGGUGGGAGAUGUUACGAUAUUAGUGAACAACGCAGCUGUAGUCCACGGCAAAAGUCUGAUGGACAGCGACGACGACGCCCUUCUGAAAUCUCAACAUAUCAACACCAUGGGACAGUUCUGGACAACAAAAGCUUUCCUGCCUCGAAUGCUGGAGCUGCAGCACGGCCAUGUAGUAUGCAUAAACUCCAUCCUGUCCCAGUCUCCCAUCCCUGGGGCCAUAGAUUACUGCACCUCCAAGGCGUCAUCGCUGGCCUUCAUGGAAAGCCUGACACUGGGCCUGCUGGACUGUCCUGGCGUCGGCUGCACCACAGUGCUUCCCUUCCACACUAAUACAGAGAUGUUCCAGGGCAUGAGAGUCAGGUUUCCCCAGCUCUUUCCUCCUCUCAAACCUGAGGUAGUGGCCCAGAGAACUGUGGAUGCAGUCAGAGCUGACAAGGCCUUCCUCUACCUGCCAUGGACUAUGCACGCCCUGGUCAUUCUAAAAAGCUUCAUGCCACAAGUUGCACUUGAAGAAAUCCACAAGUUUUCUGGGAGUUAUACCUGCAUGAACACGUUCAAAGGGAGGACAUGAACCUGGAUUUCACAGAAUGUGAGAGCGACCUCAACAUCUCUGGGGUAUGAUGAAGGGAAUAUGGACCUUAAGACAUCUGCAAGUGGAGGAGGCCCCAUGAUAGUGUGAAGAAAAAUACUUAGGGGACAUUCACGAGGGGGAGAGUUGCCUCUGCAGGUAGAAUUAAUUGAUAAGCUGCAGGAUACACCCUGGUCCCAUUUGUAUGUGUGAGUGCGUAUCUGUAUAGUAUGGAGGACUGAAUGCCAUUCUCACAUUGAACAGAAGCCAUGCAUAGGUCUGUAGUUAUUCUGGGAGUUUUUUUUGUGACACUUUUAGUCUGUUUUUACACUUCUUUUUUUUUUU